Messenger RNA from Myxocyprinus asiaticus (Chinese sucker), 3804 nucleotides. Its product is annotated as E3 ubiquitin-protein ligase rnf8-like. Bases 8 to 1744 code for a protein of 578 amino acids. The record is from RefSeq and is a predicted model, not a curated record. Gene Ontology annotation, cellular component: ubiquitin ligase complex; nucleus; site of double-strand break. NCBI's taxonomy places the organism in Eukaryota, Metazoa, Chordata, Actinopteri, Cypriniformes, Catostomidae. Gene Ontology annotation, molecular function: ubiquitin protein ligase activity; metal ion binding; histone binding. Gene Ontology annotation, biological process: ubiquitin-dependent protein catabolic process; protein K48-linked ubiquitination; double-strand break repair. The transcript has 8 exons.
ACAUGACAUGAACAGGACCGUAGAGUCGAAGCGCUGUGCUCUUGUGGAAAAACUCUUUGGCAGCUUCAUGACGAGAUAUGGCGGAAAAAACACACACAACAAUAAACACUUUAGUUUAAACGUAAUUAAUGGCGCAGAAAUGAUGGAAAAGAAUGAAGUACCUCCGUCCUUAAACACCGAGGAAGAGUGUUCUGCAAAGGAUGAUAUCUGGUGUUUACAGCGAGUGGGGAGAGAUUGUGACUGGCUGCAACUGUUCGAAGAUUCAGAGGUUUCAAUUGGUCGUGGUCUGAAUGUGACCUAUCAGAUUCUGUCGGUCAGCUGUCCACUGAUGAUAUCCAGAAAUCACUGUGUGUUCAAACAAAAUGAAGCUGGACUGUGGACAGUGACGGACAAUAAGAGUCUGAAUGGUGUGUGGGUGAAUGGGAGACGGAUCGCUCCCGGAAGUCCUUGUUUACUCCACCUGGGUGACUCUGUCAGAUUAGGCGUCCCUCUGGACGGCAACCCCGUGGAGUUUGAUUACAUCCUCGUCCAGCGCAACUUCAGUGAAGUGAAAUCGUUCUUGUCUGGGAAUCAAGGCAAAGAAUCAAGCGCUGCCUCUUCCGGCCAAAAACUCAAAAACUCUAAGCGGAAGUUCGACGGAGAUGAGUCGGAAUCUUGCCCUACGCAGCACUCCAAAUCCAAGCUGUACCGCUCGUCCGGACCGGAUAAAUCCCGAGCCCAGCCCUGCCCAUCGGAGGACCGCAAAAAAUCGGAUAAAUAUUCCUCUAGACCUCUGGAGGAGGACAGAUCUGGUGAUGUUCCAGGAAGUUCCAGCAGUUGCAGAGAAAGCAGCCAGCAGCUAGCUACCGUCCACAAUUACAACAAGAACCUGAUGGUGUUGAAAGACCGUGUGGGCGACACGCAGAAACGUGCAGCUGAGCUUCAACGGCAGCAAUAUCAGACUCCAGAGCGAGAGUGUGAGAUGCAGGAACUGCAGGCGCAGCUGGAAUUGUUGCGGGGUCAGCUGAGGUCACAGCAGGAGCAGGCCCUCAAACGCAUAGAGAGCUUGGAAAAGUCCUUCUGUGAGGAGGAGAGACGAUUGGAGAUUGAGAAAGCACAACAGAAUGAGGAGGGCUUGAAAAAGCAGCUUGAGGAGGCGUUACAAGAGCACCGCAAAGUCAUCGAUGAGCUCAAACACGCACGGGAAGGAUUUAAAGAAGUUCUACAGGCCAAAGAUAAGGAGUUGGAAGUUACAAAGGAAGAGAAAGAGAAGGCGAAGGCACAGAAAGAGGAAGUCGUCACACAGAUGACUGAAGUAUUGGAGAGUGAACUUCAAUGCAGUAUUUGUUCAGAGCUCUUCAUUGAGGCUGUGACGCUGAGCUGCGCCCACAGCUUCUGUCAGCACUGUAUCCGAGAGUGGCGCUGUCGGAAGGACAAGUGUCCGAUGUGCUGGCAGACCAUCCUGUCUCAGACACGCUCUCUCGUUCUGGACAACUGCAUCGACCGCAUGGUGGAGAAUCUGAGCGCAGACAUGAGAGAGAGACGAGCCGCACUGAUCACUGAGAGGAAAGGUCUGAGAGCGGCCGUGGCUCCAGCCGUGGUGGUCAUACCUGAUGACAGCAGCAGCAGCGACACAUCCAUACAGAGCAACAGCUCUACAUUCGAGGACUCCUCCGAGUUGAACUCUUCUUUGCUGUAUCACUCCAGUGAUGAAGACCUGUCCUGGAGUGAGGAGGAGGAGGAGGAGGAGGAGAAUUACCUUUGAGAAAUAAACAGACACUUAUUUGUGAACGUCACGUGCACCGUUUGUUUGGUUUUGUUUUGCCAUGAUUUUUGUUUAUGUUUGUUCCUCACAGUAUCAUAUUUGUUAGGGUUAUUCCUUAUUUAAAUAAAGCAACUAUUAUAAUUGUUUUGCACUAAGAUGUUUUAGUCCUGAAUAAGUGUAUAUACCCUGAAGGCCAAUAAAUCACACACAGUCGCAGUCGAACACAAGAGGGCAGCAGUGUGAUAUGAAUGUUUGUAAAUGGUGUUAAAAUUAAAUCAAUAUCACUGCUGAACUUCUAUUUAGCAUCUGUAUUUGAUUCUGGACUGUUUUUUUUUUUUGUUUUGCAUUGUUUAUGUAUUAUUAUUAUUGUUUAACCUUUGCUGGUUUGAUCGUAAUUUAUGCUUAAUGGGCCCCAUUUCUGUAAAAUAAGGAAAAGGAAAAGAGAUAUUGUCCGGGUUCAAAAUAAGUUAAACUCAAUUAGCAGCAUUUGUGGCAUAACGUUGAUUACCGCAGAAAAUAUUUUCGACUCGUCCCUCCUUUUCUUUAAAAAAAUACAUAAAUCUGUUACAAUGAGACACUUAAAAUGGAAGUGAAUGGGGGUCAAUCCGUAAACGUUAAAAUACUGUUUAAAAAAAAUACAGACACAAGACGUAAACAGUAUGUGUUAUGAUUUUUGUGUGUUAAAAUCACUUACUAACUGCAUCUGUGUAAAGUUAUAUCCAGUUUUACUACUUCCUGCUAUGACGACGUAACGCCAUAAACCCUAAAACCACAUUUUAAACAACUUUACAGCUCAAAUAAUAUAUACGUUUUACAAGAAGAAUUAAUGUAAAUGCUUUAAUAAAAGUAUAAGCUUCACAUUUCUGCCUUUUAAACCCUCCAAACAUUAACUAAAGGCAAACUUUUGGAAAAUUAGCUUUUUUUGUACUCACAAAAUGUAUCAAGAUUGAAAAAAUGUCAUUUAUUUUUAUUAAUUAAUGACGGAGCAACAUAAUUCAUUUGAAAAGAAAUGAUAAAGGAAGGUUGUUUUGAUGAAAAUUAUUAUUUUAUUUUAUUUUUAAGUGACAAGUGGGCCUGGAGUAAAAGGCCCCCCACAUUUGGGGGAAAAGCCCCCCAGGGGGGUUAUAGUAAUAUCGUGUAAAAUAUUGGGAUUAUAUUUAAUAGUUAAAGGGCAAAAUUGGUCAACUUAGGCAAAUACUUUUGAGACAGGUUGCUCUUUUAAGUAGCAAAUUAAGAUAAUGCUUAUUAAAAAUAACCACUUUAGAAAAUAAUUAACCAUUUCUAGUUCAUUUCAAUCACAUUUGGCAUUUCAUAACAUCUCAAGUAUUCUAUAAACAAAUUAAUCUCCAUUGUGAUUGGAUCAAAGUCAAUAUAAGCACACAUUGAACAUUCUUCAUAACAAAUCUAUUCGCCCCACUUAAGAAAAACAACAUGUUUUGUUGGGGGGGGGGGUGCUUUAGCACCUGCAACAGAGGGGCUUUUUACCCCAAAUACUAUCCUUAUACUUAUUGGACAGUAAUUAAAAUUUUUUAUUUAAAAAUGAUUAAAUCACAAAACUGAAAAUGACAAAGUAUUGAAGUAUUUUUUGUUUCCAUUAAUCUUGGUAUAAAUAUUGGGGGGUUGUACUUACUUGUUUUGAUUAUUGGGGGGGUUACCUCCCCCCCAUCCCCCCUGGAAAGAAGCGUGCAUCUGUCGGGUGGCAUUACACUGGCAUGACUGUGUCGGGUCGCUCCCGGGCUGCAUACAGGCCAUGGCUCUUAAAUUCUCGUCGCUGAUGUGUCAUAAAGAGAAGUGUUCCAAUGACGCUCUCGCCUGAAACUCUGUCUUUGUCAACACUGUCAAGUUGCAUUGGUAGUUGGUGUUUUAUGUCGUAGUAUGAGCAACUUUCAUUCUCUAAGGACAUUUAAAUAAAAUAGUAAAACCAUGAGAAGCACUUGGCUGAGGUUAAGGGUCAUGCUUAUAAUGUUCAGUUUGUGACAUCUGCUUUGUGGGGUGUUUAUCUAUACAAGCACUAUUCUAUGGUUUUUCCACUGUCAAAAAGAGACACUAAAAAGGGUGCC